AUAACAUGAUAGAGAAAAAGGUUGACACUAGACUGGAACACGAGGCCAUCACGCGGAAGAUGACUGAAGAUAUAUACGUGGUAUGUAAUAGUACGCAUAAUCGAUUGACCGCAUAACACCACCAAUGCUACGCUAAAGGAUUAUAUUUUUUUAUUUAUUAUAUAUUAUUAUUCGAUAUCUGUCUCUGUGUAUGACUGUAAAAAUGUAUGCGCACGCAUAUCUAAAAACACUUCUCCCAAUUUCCUUCGAUCGUUAUUAUCGAGUAACAAGUUCGACAUUGAACAGAAAUCGUUUAGUUUUCAUCGAUCACACGUAUGUGAUAUCAGUAAGGAUAAUCUCAAUUUUAUCUAAUUUUUGAAUCGUUACGAUGUCUAAACCGGAAGUUUCUACAUCGGCGAUCGUUACACGAUCGAAGAAAGAAAAAGUUAUCAAUGAUCCUAAACAAUUGUCGAGUGAAAUUAAAGCUGAAAUUAAAAGCAAAGCGAUCAUUGAAAAGGCCGUAGUUGAUUUACCAGUUCCACAAAAAGUACAACCGGUGAAGGAAACCGCAAAGACUGAUAUACAAGUUGAAAAAAAAGUUAUCGAACAAUCGAUCGAAAAAAAGGUCGAACAAUCGAUCGAGAAAAAAAUCGAACAGAAAUCUUUCAUUGAGGAAUGUUCGAUUUUCGAGAAGAGCAAACCGAGAAAAGAGCCGCCAUCUUCUUCAGUAAAGGAUGAAUGCUCGAUUCUCGAAAAAAAUAAACCAAAAAAAGAAGAGUUAUCUACUUUAAUAAAAGAUGAACCUUUGAAUAUCGUAACGAAUAUAUCAAAAGAAAAAGAAUUAUCUCCUCCGAAGAAAGAUGAAUUUAUUAGCUUGGAAAAAAAUAAACCCAAGGAAGAUCUAUUCUCACUAAAAAAAGAUGAAUCCUUAAAUCUCGAAAAAAAUAAACCGAAAGAAAAAGAAUUAUCUCCUCCGAAGAAAGAUGAAUUUAUUAGCUUGGAAAAAAAUAAACCCAAAGAAGAUCUAUUCUCACCGAAAAAAGAUGAAUCCUUAAAUCUCGAGAAAAAUAAAUCGAAAGAAAAAGAAUUAUCUCCGCCGAAGAAAGAUGAAUCUAUUAGCUUGGAAAAAAAUAAACCGAAAGAAAGUAAACUUUUUUUCAUCGAUACAAAUAAACCGAACACACCUUCGAAUGUAGCUGUACCAAGAAAAAGUCAACCAUACGUACCACCAAUUAGCAACCAGCCUCCAAUCGUAUUAGCAACACAUUUAGUGCCAUCCUUACCAAUCAAUCUAUUUGAAAUAUUAGCUGAAAUGAUUGAAGUGGCAACAGAAAGGCCCGUAGUUCUUUUAUACGAGCCUAGAACUAAUAGAAAAGUUGCGAGUGAAUACACUGAUAUCGCCAUUUUGCCAGCCAAUGAUGACUGGGAAUACGGUGAAUUGAUGCCAUUAUCUUUUGUAUUCGAACAUAAACUAAACAAUAACAAUUCUCCGCAAGUUUAUGCCGACGUUGUUGUAGCAUCUGAUCUUGUACAUCGCAUCGAAAAAAUCAUUGAUUUGCGUGGACAUAGAUGCGCUUUACCAGAUAGGAGUAAAAAAAUAGGAGCUGCUACAUUGAUAUACAAUUAUUUGCAUAGCAUAGGAGAAGGUCCUGCUUUUUUCGGCAAUACUUUAGAUGUUGAUUCACAAAUAGAUGCUAUGCAAAUGGUCGCUGGUAAACAAGCGGAAGUAGGUAUUUUGGAAGCUCCCGUUAUAACAUGUCAUAAGUACAAUUUUCCAGGCAUACAAUCACUUUAUAUAGUCGACAGCUUGGGACCAUUACCACCUUAUCGUUUCAUGGUUAAUAAAAAAAUAUCUGAGGCUUUUGUAAAAAAGCUAACAUCCUAUCUACUUAAUUGUAAUGAAGAUGCGUCAUGGAUGAUGAAACUAGCACCUUUUGGAAUAACAGGUUUCGCUAUUAAUACACUAGACUAUUAUGUAUUUUCUGAUGUCAAACCUGUCUUUUCGAGAGGAGCGUAUUAUUAAGUCUAACUUACAUUAAACUGUGUUAAACCUAAUCUUACAGUUUAUUACAUUAUCAUUGAAAAAGGUAAACACUUGUAUCAAUUUUUCUAUUAUCAAAUAAAUAUAAUAUUAUAAAGAU
Messenger RNA from Polistes canadensis, 2120 nucleotides. Its product is annotated as zonadhesin-like. The record is from RefSeq and is a predicted model, not a curated record. NCBI's taxonomy places the organism in Eukaryota, Metazoa, Arthropoda, Insecta, Hymenoptera, Vespidae. The transcript is spliced from 15 exons. The coding region runs from base 368 to 2002 and encodes 544 amino acids.